AUGAUGAAUAUUUCUUCUUCAUAUUUAUUAAUGUUAUUAUUUCUUCUUACUAUUCUUGGCUUGCUUUCUUGGCUGUUAAAACUGAACUUAUAUCAAAAAAUUAAUCUCUUAAAUAUACUGAGUUUUUUUUUUUUGAAAUAUGAAUUGUUCUUUAUUUUCGAAAACUUUAAAUUGUAA
Molecule: messenger RNA, 177 nt
Organism: Rhizophagus irregularis DAOM 181602=DAOM 197198
Lineage: Eukaryota; Fungi; Glomeromycota; Glomeromycetes; Glomerales; Glomeraceae
Source: RefSeq, a predicted model, not a curated record